UAGGAUUAGAAUUAAAUAAAAUCAUUGUUCGUUUAAUGAACGAAAGUAUAAAAUGAUGCUAAAAAUACGUAUAUGUAUUUUAUUUAUAUUUAUUACUAUUAUUAGGGGUACUAAUUAGUUUUCUGUAUUGAAAUUGGUUGUUGUUGUCAUAAAAUGUACACAGAGCUUAGACGUUCGAGCUUGUACGCCAUAAAUUUCAACUGAUUACAACCGAUGCAUCAGCGUAUGUCAAUGGAUAAAUAGGUGGAUGUCGUUUAAGGCACUGUUUCUUUUUAUUGAGGUCAAAUUGAAAAAAAAUACAGUUGAAGACCGUAGCAAACUAUAAAAAAAAAUUAGAAAAUCGCUUAUAAGGUUCCGUGCAAAAAGUGUUAGCUUUGAUCAGUCUCCUGAUUAGCACUUGCUCAGUUCAGUCACAUUUAGCAGAUCCAAGGCGUUGCAAAGUUGAAGAUCUGUGAAAAUUUGUACAUGAACAUUACGCCUCGAAACCACGAAGUGUUUCGUGUGUGCUCUAUCCGAUAAGAGGCAAAACGCCAUAAAUAAAUAAUGGUGGUGGAAUAUUCGAUUAUUAAACUUUGUGAUAAGUUAUUUUAAGCAUUUUUUUUUUAUUUUAAGAUUGCUUGGUACUUUGUUGAAUAUGGGCAUCGAUCGGGACGAUUUUUCUGAGCUUUCAGCUGGAUCUAGUAUUGCACCGAGUUUUGAAUUAACGUCCCUUAUAGAGCGACCGUUACAAUUCCUUGUCUAUUAUGGGCUUGCUCUUGCGACGAUGUUUAACUUACAUUUUUUUCUCUGAUUGGCCGACAUUCAUUUUCAAAUUGGCUUGCGACUUCAAGUCUAACCAACUUUUCUCUCUCAAAGUGUAACUUUUAAGAACAAACGACGUUGGUUGGCAACAAAAAGGAUUAAAUCCUCUCAAAAUCUUAUACUGAUUAACAAUAUAUGUAUAUGUUAUGUUAGCUCUCUGAUAUGUGUCUAUAUGUAUGUAUGUAUCUCUAUGUAGGAGAAAUCCUCUGGCGGAGUGUAAAGGUUUUAAAAUCAAAAAAAAAUUAUCGAUUUUCUGCUAAUUUACAACAAAUCGCUUUAGUUAAACUUAACCUGAGGAGAGUACAAGGAAAGAAUUUGAUAUUAAGUUGAAGUUUCUAGGUAAAAAAAGAUGCAGUCUCAAUCGCAACAUCCAACAGACUGACAGACGUACAGAGAAGACUAAAAUUUAAUAAGGUCCAUAAUGCAUAAGUAUUGCCUUGGAAAUAUUUGGUAAAUCUUACAUAUUCAUUGCGGUAGAUUUAAAAUAAAAACUAUACAGUUCUGUUUAUCGAUUGUGAUAUUGGUAGCAAUUUUGAUUCUGUAGUAUUAUAUAAAUUGUACUUAAGUGGCGACUUUUAGCUUCGCAUCUAAACCUACACUCGGACACGGUACAUCGCUAAAUUGAGUCGAAAUUGCACGCUGAGUAAGAACAUGAAUGUGGUCACGUAUUCAUGAUUGGUUUAGUAAAGGACUCUCAACAAUUAGUACGAAAAAUAUUAAAAUUUCUAUUUGCAGCAAUUUAACGAAAUUCUUAUCUACAAAAUGGCUAACUUGUCGAGUUUUCAAGUAAUCUGCUCAAUAAUGGACAAGAUACGUUCUAUUUUAUGUUUACAAGUAAUAAUCUAUGAAAGGAGUGAAUCAAAAAGCUUAUGUUUCAUGUUUUGGAGAGGUAUUAUACUAUUCGUUUAUAAAGUCGCCUUACAAAAUAUAUGACUUUUUAUCUCUUAGCUACAGAUGCGACAACGUCCAGACAUGGUGAAUUUUCAUUUACAUAUAAAUACUAAAACGCGUUGACACAUUGCAAAUCUUCCAGCCAUUUGCCGGAGUUGCAGUAUAUCGUCUUUGAAACGAAAGAAGAAAUAUGACAAUUUGCCCGAAAUAUGCAAUCUUGUUUUUUCCCCGCUGGCUGGCGCCGAAUCUGAUGACCUUUCUUGGAUUCUUAUGUACAGCUUUAAAUUUUAUACUGCUCUCUUAUUACGAUUGGAACUUCUACGCUAGUUCCAAAAUGCCGAACACAACUCCUGUACCCGCUUGGGUUUGGUUAUGUACCGCGAUUAAUAUCUUUUUGGCAUACACGCUGGAUGGUAUAGAUGGCAAGCAGGCGCGUCGGAUUGGACUUUCGGGACCGUUGGGUGAGCUCUUCGAUCACGGUUUAGACUCAUACACAGCUGUGUUGAUACCCACGUGUUUAUAUAGUAUUUUCGGACGUUGUAUACAAUAUUCGGUGUCACCCAUGCGUAUGUACUAUGUGUGUUGGAUGGUAUUUUUUAAUUUUUUUCUUUCGCACUGGGAGAAAUACAAUACGGGCGUAUUGUUUUUACCAUGGGGUUAUGAUUUGAGCAUGUGGGGCUCCACAGCUAUGUACUUGACCACUUGGUGGUUUGGUUUUGAGUUUUGGAAAUGUGAUCUACCUUUCGGCAUACCUUUCGGCAUUGCUAUCGAAGCGUUGCUGCACUUUAGCGCCUUUGCCAACUUACCAAUGGUGAUGAUCAAUGUGUAUAACGGCUAUGCUCAUCGUACCGGGAAAAUGCGUAGUUUUACGGAAGCUGUACGUCCUUUAUGGCCAGUACUGGUGUUUAUGUUGUUAUUGUUAUCAUGGCCUAUUCUAUCGCCCAGUAAUAUAAUCGAGAAAGAUCCUCGCGCGUUGUAUAUGCUAAGUGGCACAAUAUUCUCUAACAUUAGUUGCCGUUUAAUUGUUGCUCAAAUGUCCAAUACACGAUGCGAAAGUUUCCACUGGAUGACACCGCUUUAUGUUCUAUGCAUAGCUUUUAGCUUAUGGUGGCCACUAUUUGAACGCUUUUUGUUAUAUUUUCUACUUCUGGUUACUACUCUGGCUCAUUGGCAUUACGGUGCCAGCGUCGUUAAUCAAAUGUGUGAUCAUUUUAACCGUAUUUGCUUUAGUGUUAAAAAGCGUAACGAAGUACAAAUGAAAACCAAAAAUGUAGAACACAAUGGUGCUAAAUCGCCGUCAAAUUAAUUAGGGGUCAAAGAAGAAUAAUUUCUAAUCGAAUAAAUAAAUAUAUAAAACCAAAGACCCCCCGAAAAGAAAAACGAAUAUAAAAAGCGAAGAAAAGAAAUAAUUACAAAACAAAAAGAACAAUUAACUUAAUUUUUUGAGGCUGAUUAUUAAAAUAAUAAGAGAUUAUUUUCUUAUGGUUAUUGAGAACAAAGUUAGCUAUUUUGUAAGUAGAGAUUUCUCAUUUUAAAGUUUAGUUCCUUUUUUAUUUUUUAUAAAAAAAAUGUUUUCUGUUAGAUUUCUUUGCUAAUUUUAUUCGAAAUUACAAGACUUUAUUUAUAGCACAAUGCAAACUUUAUAGGUUUAUAAGUUUGACUAAAAAGACAAAUAUUUUAUGGCAUUUAUUUAGCUUUUGUUUUUAACAUAUGUUAAUAAAACGUGAUAAAAAAAAAGGAAAUCAGUAUAUUCAAAAUCUUAAUAUUGACUACAUACAACAAGAACUUACCUUUAUCUUACCUUCUGCUAACGGAACUGUUUAGCUCAAAUAUGUAGGACUCAUUUUAAAUUUAAAAACUGCUUAAAUAAAAUUGUUUAAACUUUUAUUUAUGUUUUCAUACUUCCCUUCCACAUAUUUCCAUGUAUUUUUUAAUAAUUAUUUUGAACCAUUACGACCUCAUUUAUUUUUAAAACAACUUCAAAAUGACCUUACAUUUGCCAUUACCAA
Messenger RNA from Glossina fuscipes, 3701 nucleotides. Its product is annotated as ethanolaminephosphotransferase 1. The record is from RefSeq and is a predicted model, not a curated record. Gene Ontology annotation, biological process: phosphatidylethanolamine biosynthetic process. The transcript is spliced from 4 exons. Gene Ontology annotation, molecular function: ethanolaminephosphotransferase activity. NCBI's taxonomy places the organism in Eukaryota, Metazoa, Arthropoda, Insecta, Diptera, Glossinidae. Bases 1883 to 2998 code for a protein of 371 amino acids. Gene Ontology annotation, cellular component: endoplasmic reticulum membrane; Golgi apparatus.